Molecule: messenger RNA, 648 nt
Organism: Impatiens glandulifera
Lineage: Eukaryota; Viridiplantae; Streptophyta; Magnoliopsida; Ericales; Balsaminaceae
Product: membrane-anchored ubiquitin-fold protein 2
Exons: 3
Coding region: 78-449 (123 amino acids)
Molecular function (GO): protein binding
Source: RefSeq, a predicted model, not a curated record
CAUUUUAUUCUUCUUCUUCUCCAACAGUCGGAUUUUAGAGUUUGACAGUGACUACAAAGGGAUCUGAAUUAGAGAUCAUGUCAGCUGUAGAAGACCAAUUAGAGAUAAAGUUCCGUUUAACGGAUGGAUCAGACAUAGGACCCAAAACCUUUCCUCCUGCAACAACAAUUGCAGCCUUGAAGCAAACCAUCCUUUCCCAGUGGCCUAAAGAGAAAAGCAAUGGUCCAAGAAAUGCUAGAGAUGUGAAGCUAAUAAGUGCUGGAAGAAUCCUAGAGAACAAUACAACCCUGGGCGAUUGUCGAAGCCCGUUAUGUGAUAUCCCUGGAGCCGUUAGGACCAUGCAUGUCGUCGUUCAACAACCGCCUCUUCCCCCUCCAGAUAAAGAAAAAAAGAAGGCGGUGGACAACAAUGGUUCGAGCAACAACGGGUGUGGUUGUGUUAUAUUGUGAGACAAGAAAAGUGAUGUUGGCAGUUGGAAGCAUCAACAGCCGAUUCUUGUGUUCAUAUAAAUAUGUCAAUUGUCAUAUGAUAUAGUAAUUACUACUUCUAUUACUACUACUGCCUUGAAAUCUAUUUUCCUUAUUUUCUGAGUGAAAGAAACUUUCAGUUCAUUUGAAGAUUGUCAGAAUAUAUAAGUGAAUUUCAUUC